AUGAUCAGAUGUCCUAUAUGCCAGGAACACGUUCUUCUAUCCAAAAUUAACGAGCAUCUCGAUUCUAGCUGUCAAAGAUUUAUCGCAAACACCCACCUACAAAAUACGACAUCGUCUUCUCUUAUCGACAAUGGCAGCAACUCACAAGAAAGAACGAAACAACUUCAACUGAAAGACGGCUACGGUUCAACGGAAUCUUUUGCUGCUGGUACCGGGGGAUUGAAAAGAGCAGUCCCUCAACCACAGUCUACUAUCGCACGAAAGAAGCCAUACAUAGAAUCAGCAACGGAGCGACUACGUCUUCAAACUGCACCUUUAGCCGAGCAAGUCCGACCACGAUGCUUCGACGACAUUGUCGGUCAAGAUUCUCUGAUCGGCCCAAAUGGUACACUUAGUCGAUUGAUUGAACAAGAUAAGCUCCCGAAUAUGAUAUUAUGGGGCCCUCCAGGAAGCGGUAAAACUACAAUUGCCAGGAUCAUCGGGCGUAUGAUGAGGAGAAAGUACAAAGACAUCGUCACGAAGGCCACACAGGAUGUGCGCAAGGGCCAAAAACCAUCCAUCGUGUUUUGUGAUGAGAUACAUCGACUCACACGGCCACAACAAGAUAUAUUUCUCGAUGCCGUUCAAAGGAAUAAAAUUUCUCUUAUCGGCGCGACCACCGAGAACCCAUCAUUGAACAUUCACCAUACCCUUGUCUACAAAUGUAAAGUCUUCAGUGUCACGAAGCCAACUACCAAUGACUUGGUCACUAUCCUUCGUCGUUCAGUGGAAUCACAGACUCACAUGAAGUCAUCACCACUUCUGGACGAUGAAUUCCUUCAAUACAUAGCCGGCUUUGCCGAUGGCGACAGUAGAAUCGCACUGAAUGUCCUGGAGAUAGCUACGGAUCUAUGCACAUGCCCAGGCAUGACCAAGGAGAAGUUGAAGCAAUCAUUGACUAAGAGCUUACUCUACGACCGAUCGGGCGACCAGCACUAUGACACUAUUUCGGCACUCCACAAGUCAAUCCGAGGCAGUGAUCCUGAUGCUGCGCUAUAUUACCUCGCGCGAAUGCUCCAGUCAGGCGAGAACCCUUUAUUCAUCGCUCGUCGGCUUGUUGUGGCGACGUCGGAGGACAUUGGACUGGCGAAUAAUGUCUUGCAAACAUAUGCAACCUCGGUCUACCUGAUGAUUGAGAAGCUAGGGAUCAAGGACGCACAGUCUGCGCUGGCUCAACUCGUGAUCACGAUGUGUUUAUCAAAGAAGAGCACUCGAUCUUAUCGUGGUAUGAAUAAUGCUUUUGCUGCAGUGAAGGAGCCCGGGAUGGGUGAUCUUCCAGUGCCUUUCCACGCCUUGGAUCGCAGGCCUGAGCUUUUGAAUGAGGCUGCUCGGCUCAUGUCCACUCACUCUAAACAAACCCAGGAAGGGCCUGAAUCCACUCAGAGGUUUCUUCCACGUGCUCUCGAAGGACGGAAGUUCUUGGAAGAUACUGAUUUUUUGUUCAAACGAGAUCCUGACUUGAGUUAUGGGUGA
Molecule: messenger RNA, 1512 nt
Organism: Aspergillus piperis CBS 112811
Lineage: Eukaryota; Fungi; Ascomycota; Eurotiomycetes; Eurotiales; Aspergillaceae
Product: werner helicase interacting protein
Exons: 2
Coding region: 1-1512 (503 amino acids)
Biological process (GO): DNA recombination; DNA repair; DNA-templated DNA replication
Cellular component (GO): nucleus
Molecular function (GO): enzyme activator activity; DNA binding; single-stranded DNA helicase activity
Source: RefSeq, a predicted model, not a curated record